AAAAAUGUGAGGUCCUUCAUUCCACAUGAAAACUUAAACCCAAAGGGUUAAAAUCGAAAAAUUCAUCUUCUCCACUCGUGCCCUCUGUUUCCUUUACCCCUUUCAUCGAUUCUCUUCUUGAUUUCCUCCAAUUUCUCCCACUGUUUCCAUAUUCAACUCUUCUCCGUCACCUCAACAUGCCGAUUAAACCCACCCUUUCAACCCGAUCAUCUCCAAAUCGGAUCCCAAACACCUUAACUUCAUAAAAAACAUUCAAUCUUCUUUUAUACAACGUGAUUAUGGGUGACCCAAAAACAAACAAUGAGAAGGGAAACUUAUCUUUAGACUUAAAAAGAACCUUUUCACAAGAUUUAUUACAAAGAUUUACCGGGUCAGGAGACCCGAAAGGAUCCGACCCGGAACAGGAAGUGGAGUUGAAUCUCGGGUUAUCAUUAGGGGGAAGAUUCGGAGUGGAUAAAAGUAAGUUAGUAAGAUCAUCUUCAAUAGCUACAAUUUUACCGGUUGUAAAAGACGACGACGUUUUACAAACGGGUAAAGAGAAAACGGGUCCGGGUGGGUCUUAUUCGGGUCUGGUCAGAACGUCGUCGUUGCCGGUUGAGACGGAGGAGGAGUGGCGGAAACGGAAGGAGCUUCAGAGUUUGAGGAGAUUGGCUGCGAAACGACGACGUUCGGAGAAACAAAAGAAUUUGAAUAGAGUUGAAAGGGAGGAAUAUGUUGCGGCUAUGGGUCGGGUCGGGUCGUCGAUUGGACCGGGUUUUGGAUCCGGUAAGUGGGAGUUUGGUGGACCGGUUGCCACGUCGGAUGGGACCGGUGCCGGGUUGACUCGGGGAUCGGUUGAGUCGCAAGCUUCGAGUGUGUCGGAGUUUGAGAGUAGACAACUUCCAGGGUCGAGUACAGAAGGUGAAGUUAGUCCAGCAAGUGUGCAAUCUAGGCAAGAACGAACCAAUCAAGACGCCACCAAUUCAUCCCAGUCAAAAGCGGGGGAGCCUGCUGUCGGCCCGUCAAGACCCAAAACAGAAAACUCACCUAAUAACAAAGGGAAAGAAAUCAGAUCAAGUUCAGUCGACAUGCCAUGCGUCUUCACGCAAGGAGACGGGCCAGGUGGCAGAAGAAUCGACGGGAUUCUUUACAAAUACGGGAAAGGUGAAGAAGUGAAAAUAAUGUGCGUUUGUCACGGCAGUUUUCUCACACCGGCUGAGUUUGUGAAGCAUGCCGGCGGGACAGACGUUGAUCAUCCCUUGAAGCACAUAGUUGUAAACCCUAAUUCUUCUUCUUACUUGUAAUUGUGGUGUAUGUUUUAUCAUCAUCAUCAUUACCCCUUUGAAAACAUAAAGAGGUUCAUUUAAGAGAGGAAGUAUGAUUAUUUGCUUAGUGUUUUUUUGAUAAUUUUUCUAAAUUCUUUCUUUUUCUUGGUUUU
Helianthus annuus (common sunflower) is the source of this 1417-nucleotide messenger RNA. Its product is annotated as ninja-family protein AFP1. NCBI's taxonomy places the organism in Eukaryota, Viridiplantae, Streptophyta, Magnoliopsida, Asterales, Asteraceae. The record is from RefSeq and is a predicted model, not a curated record. The transcript has 2 exons. Gene Ontology annotation, biological process: signal transduction; negative regulation of DNA-templated transcription; response to abscisic acid. The coding region runs from base 279 to 1283 and encodes 334 amino acids. Gene Ontology annotation, cellular component: nucleus.